GGCGAUCCGCAGCUGACUUCAGUUGAGUUGCGUGCGUGUGCGAGCCCGAGACGUACCGCGUCUGCGCCGCCGUAAAUAAAUAAUUACACAAUGUUAAAGUUAACUCGUGCGCUGCUAUGCGCACUCCUAGUGCUAGCUGCAUUAGGACCUAUAAGUGGUGGAAAGUUCGGUGGAAGUAGAAGUGGUGGAUUCGGUCGCGGUGGAGGACAUUCUUACCCAAGCUCACACUCUGGGCUCUCAGGAAGCGGCUCAAGGCAUUCCGGCGGACUUUCUGGUGGAGGCCACGGAUACCCAUCGUCGGGCGGUAGCCACAGUUAUCCUUCAUCGGGUGGUAGCCACAGUUAUCCCUCAUCUGGUGGUAGCCACAGCUAUCCAUCAUCUGGUGGUAGUCACGGCUAUCCAUCAUCAAGCGGCAGUCAUGGAUAUCCAUCGUCAGGAUCAGGACUAUCAGGAUCAGGAGGCAGUCAUAGCUAUCCGUCUUCGGGAGGAAAAUCAGGAACAGGAUCACACUCAUACCCCUCCGGUGGUGGACUCUCUGGGGGACAUUCCCAGAGCAAUAAAUAUCCUAAUAGAGGAAUAUCUGGUGGUACGCACACCACCCAUACCACCAUCAACCACAACUACAACUACGCGCCACCGAAACAAAUCAGCUAUGCCGCCGCCCCUGGACAGCGACCGGUUUCUUAUCCAGUUUACCAUGGCGCUCCGCCGACCUACGUGUAUCAAUACAAAAAUUCAGGAAGUAAAUACGGUACUUUACUUGCUGGCUUGGCACUUUUGAACCUUGGCGCACUUGGAGCUACAGCUUACGCAGUUAGCCAGAACCAUAAUUCGCAUUCAAGUGGAACAAACAGCUACAAGCCACAGCCAGGUGAAUAUUGUAAAUUUGGCGUGAAGAAAGACAAUGGUGAUUAUGAGGAAACCAGAAUCGACUGUCAAUUGAUAACUAGUUUCAUCCUGCAAAGUCAAGGUACCACAGCUCCGGCUGGAGGCACUAACUCGACCGUCGUCACCACCAGCACGAAUGUCACUGUAGUGAACAUAACAAACGGCGUGGUGGAACAGCAGACUACGACUCCGCAACCGGUUUUGUACCAAAUGUUGGCGAAUGGUACUCUUGUUCCUGUGAAUGUUACUCUUCCCGGUGCAGUAAAUACGACAGCUGUUAAUGGUACGGACGCGUCAAACGGCACCGUGACGUCAUCGAUGACCGUGACGACAACAACGACUAAUACGACAGUGACAAAUGCUCUUGACGUGAAAGGGAAGGAGAUUCAAGUAACGCCGGGGAUGCAAUGCUUUGUGAUGAGGCAUACGCCGACUACAAACAUGAGGAAGGCAGUGCCCUGUGGCUUGCUGCAAUCCUACGCCGAUCAGUCCAUCAAGAAAAACUCUGCUGCUAGAAACAUACCAACUUUCACAUUGCUGUGUGCCGUCGUCGCAUAUUUAUUUCACUAACAUGUGUGUAUAUUGAUAGUGCCAACAUGAAUUAGUGUGAGUGAGACAUUCAGCUGCGCGAAAUAUUGGUAGCUAGGUCUUAAGUGAUCAUAUUUUUAUUUUCUACUCGUACUUACAUAAUAUCUGUUUGUGCAUUAGCAAUUUCAGUUAGUAGUAAUAUUACAACUGCAUAAAUUAUAUUUUUCUAUUUGCAUCGUUAAUUUACCGCUGUCCUGUCCUAGUUAGUGUAAGUAAAUGAUAAUCUCGAAGGUUCUUACUUGAGUGGGGUUAAAAAUUUCAUAUCAUAAAAUGCCAUUUAUCUAUUUUUUUAUUUACCUCUACUUAAUUCGUAAAUAAAGUGUAAACUUUGUCCACAAUGUUAUGAUUGGCUAGUCAGUUACUAAGCAGCUAAUUACCGUUCAAUUUACGGUUAUUACUGGAUACCCUAUACAUACAUCCGACUUUAAUACACUGUAGAAAACCUAACACUAAAAAAUAAUGUAGAAUGGAACAAAAUAAUUUCUCUAAAAAAUUAAAAUGCAUGGAAAAUUAUUCAGUAAAUCAGAAUAAGUAUCUAGUUUACCAAGGUCAUCUACCUUUGUGUACACUGAUAUAAAAAAUCAGAAAGUACCUAAUAAGUAUAAAUAGACGGCACUUUACUAGCUAGCCUGGCGUUGGUAAACCUUGCAGCUUUUUCAGGCAACUCCAGUUGAUCAAACUCAUCAUUCGUAUUUUAUAAAUUAUACGUCCUAAUGUAAAUUUGACGACAAAAAAGUCGCGAUUGAGGAAAACAGAAUUUGAUUGUUAAUUUGAUAAUCUUAAAUUAAACAAUAUAACGACAGCUCUGAACUGUGGCACUUGCUGACUGUAGUCACCACUACCACAAAAUUGUUGUAAAUAACGAAUGGGCAGAUUGGGCAGGCCUCUCACUAGGUGGACCGACGAUCUGGUGAAGGUCGCGGGAAAAAGGAAGCAUAUUUAUGUAUUUCACUAUCAAUAUCUUAAACUGUGAAAACGAACGUCCAAUUUUAUUAAGAUCUACUUUAUGUUUAUUAUUCCUCAAUGAUGCAUUUGUAUCUCAAUUCUAAGGCUGAGUUGCAUCACCUAACUUUAACCGUAACUAUAACGAAAACCGGUGUGUUUUGUAUGACAAUUGACAGCUUUUUGACGUUUGUCAAAGUUAAAGUAAGAUGGUGCAACCCAGCCUUAGAUUUGAGAAUGAUUGUGUAGUGUAAGUUUAUUGUUAUGUCUCUUAUUAUUAUUUUAUCUACGACUCAAAAUUGCCCUCAAUUAAAAUAUAACUAAAACCACAGAGUGGGUUUAAAAAAAACUACAUUAAUCCGAUAAACAUGUUUGUAACUUCUAUAUUAGUUUUAGAUUCGGUGAUCAGACUUU
This is a messenger RNA of Ostrinia furnacalis (Asian corn borer), 2832 nucleotides long. RefSeq names its product prisilkin-39-like. Bases 91 to 1458 code for a protein of 455 amino acids. The record is from RefSeq and is a predicted model, not a curated record. The transcript has a single exon. Lineage: Eukaryota; Metazoa; Arthropoda; Insecta; Lepidoptera; Crambidae.